GUUUUAGAUCUUCCUUUUUUUCUUGCUAUUUAGAUCAACAAAACUGAUCCAAUUUAAGAAGAAGGAAAGAAAGAAGAAACCAAAACAGAAGAAUCAUGGUGAUUCCAGGUUGUAAUGAUAUUAACCCAGCCAGUUUAAAGUGUUUUCCGGCGACAUGGGCAAUCACAGCUAGACCUUGCGACUCCUGCAAAUCCACGGCGGCUCUUCUUUACUGCCGACCAGACUCUCUUUUCCUCUGCAUAACUUGCGACGCCAAACUCCACCACCACCACCACCACCAAAAACUAUCACGUCACGAACGUGUCUGGAUCUGCGAAGUAUGCGAGCAAGCGCCGGCGAGUGUCACGUGCAAGGCCGACGCCGCCGCCCUUUGCAUCACGUGCGACCGCGACAUCCAUUCAGCUAAUCCACUUGCCAGCCGUCACGAACGCCUCCCUGUUUCCCCCUUUUAUGACACCGCAGAGUCCAUUCUUCUCAAAUCAUCAUCCGACGCCAACCUCUCGUCGGAGCCCGAUCUCAUAGGAAAUACAUGGUUAACAACAAACACGACAACAAACCCAGAUGAGAAAUUGCUCGAUUUCGAUUACCCAUGGAGCUGCGACAGCGUUGUACCUGUUCAGGUUAUUCCAAUAAAAUCCGGCGAAGUUAUGAUAAACACUAAAAAAGAUAGCUACUUUGAGCUUGAUUUCUCAAACCCUAAUGGAUUAUUGACUCCGAUUCCCCCCACCAGUGUUUCGUCGGCGUGUUUGGACGCCGGAGUGGUACCGGAAGGGAACUCAAUGUGUGAUACAUUGAAUUCGAUGGGGAAAGGAAUGGAUAGAGAAGCUAGGGUUCAUAGAUACAGAGAAAAGAGGAAGAACAGACGGUACGAUAAGAUGAUAAGGUACGCAUCGCGUAAGGCGUAUGCGGAAUCGCGGCCGAGGAUAAAGGGGCGAUUUGUGAAACGCACGGCGGUGGAACAGGAGGAGGAUGAGGAAGAAGAGAUGAUGGGUUUUGGUAAUAGGUCGUCGGCGACGGCGACGGCGGGAUUGUUGGAGUUGAUGGAGGCGGGAGGAUACGGCGUCGUUCCGUCUCUGUUUUGAACUGAAUUAAUAAAUAAUAUAGCGACGGUAGUAAUAGCGACGGUAGCCGACUUUUUUUUUUUUUUUUUGUUUCUAUUUUCUUGUCAGUAACGGUAACAUUUGGUCUUAUUUUUAUUACCUGCCCUAGUUACUGUUUGUUUGUAGUAGUAUUAUUGUGUACUCUAUCUAUCCUAUAAAUAUUAGCUUUGUAAUCUUACCGGACCUAAUAAUUAAAGUUGUAUUAUAAAAUUGUCUUAUUGGUUUGCUUA
Messenger RNA from Impatiens glandulifera, 1330 nucleotides. RefSeq names its product zinc finger protein CONSTANS-LIKE 3-like. Gene Ontology annotation, biological process: regulation of photoperiodism, flowering; regulation of flower development. Gene Ontology annotation, molecular function: zinc ion binding; protein binding. Lineage: Eukaryota; Viridiplantae; Streptophyta; Magnoliopsida; Ericales; Balsaminaceae. Bases 96 to 1082 code for a protein of 328 amino acids. The record is from RefSeq and is a predicted model, not a curated record. The transcript is spliced from 2 exons. Gene Ontology annotation, cellular component: nucleus.